This is a messenger RNA of Cyclopterus lumpus (lumpfish), 1498 nucleotides long. RefSeq names its product homeobox A9a (gene hoxa9a). Gene Ontology annotation, biological process: regulation of transcription by RNA polymerase II; proximal/distal pattern formation; embryonic skeletal system morphogenesis. Gene Ontology annotation, molecular function: RNA polymerase II cis-regulatory region sequence-specific DNA binding; DNA-binding transcription factor activity, RNA polymerase II-specific. Gene Ontology annotation, cellular component: nucleus. NCBI's taxonomy places the organism in Eukaryota, Metazoa, Chordata, Actinopteri, Perciformes, Cyclopteridae. The coding region runs from base 103 to 894 and encodes 263 amino acids. The record is from RefSeq and is a predicted model, not a curated record. The transcript has 2 exons.
UUUACUGCGUGUGUAAUGUGUGUGUGGGUGUGUGUGCGCGUUUUACUUUUUGCAUGAAUCUGUUGUAUGACUGCGUACAUGUGAACGUCUAUUUUUUUUGCCAUGUCGACAUCCGGAACAUUGAGUUACUACGUCGAUUCCCUUAUUCUGCCCGAGAGCGAGGAGCUCUCUGUGCCGAGAUACCCCUCCGGUCCUGGGCUGCAGCACUCCAGGCACCCCGCCUCCAUUAGCGACCACAGCGAGCUUGGAAGCUGCACGUUCCCGUCCAAACCUCCGGUGUUCGGGCCAUCAUGGAGUCACGUCCCUGCUCAGUUCCCCGGCGCCGUUUCUUCUGUGUAUCACCAUUAUGGGCAUCCUCAAGGCCCGGUCGGUGCAGAUACAGAUGGCCGCUAUCAGUCAUGGCUCCUGGAGCCUAUGUCCGGUUCCCUGCCCAUGGCCGGAUUACCGACGACACAUCACUACGGAAUCAAACCCGAGGGUCUAGGGACGCGAGUUGACGGCGCGCUGCCCGGCUCCCAUACGGCGCUGCUGCUCUCUGAUUACGCCAACGGGACGGUAGGGACGGCAUCACCGGUAGAAAAGGACACACAGUCCGGCCAAGGAGGGGACACGAGCGGGGAAGGUGAAGAGAAACCGGGCCUCGAUCCAAAUAACCCAGUGGCCAACUGGCUCCACGCGAGUGCCACGAGAAAAAAGCGCUGUCCGUACACCAAGCACCAGAUCCUGGAGCUGGAGAAAGAGUUCCUCUUUAGCACCUACCUGACCAGGGACCGUAGGUACGAGGUGGCGAGGCAAUUAAACCUCACCGAGAGACAGGUUAAAAUCUGGUUCCAGAAUCGCAGGAUGAAGAUGAAGAAGUUUAAUAAAGAGGGCGCCCCGAAAGAGAGUGACUGAACCGUAGAUAUUUAGCGAGCUUUGUGUGUGGAAGCUCUUAACCCUGCUGGACCUUGUUUUUAAACUCAUUGUCUUAUUGUUCUGUAUAACAGAAGCUUUUAGGCUUAUUCGUCUUGUAAAAAAAAAGCAUGUUGGGUUUCAGUUUGAUGCGACUACCUUUAUAUUGCACAAUUUUAACGGUGCACACUCGUUUUGUAUUUGUUCAUUUCUCAUGUUGAUUUUAUUAAUACCUCGUUUAAGUGUAUCAGUUGGCCUGGUCCCUGUGCUUGUUUGUGAAUGGAUGUUUCAGUGUGCUCUUGUUUGUUUGUAGUUCUAUUUGUUGUCUAUCUCAGAGUCACCUGAGCGCAUAGUUUGUAAAAUGUAUUAAUUUUGCUGUUGUUUCUCCUUUACUGCUUAGAACUAUGACUGAUGACCAUGAGUUUGAAUCUAACAUUGGACCCGUAGAAAACAGACUGAUGGCAUUUUGAAGUAGGUUCAUAAACCUCAUAAACCUCUUGAAAAUGCUAAAACACUAAAUUAAAAGAUGUAACAUAAGCUAUAUCACACCAGACGAUUGACUAUGUCUUUCAACUACCUACAAUAAUACUAUUUUUUUCAAUUGCGG